AUGUCAGACAUAGUCGACAUUCUUGAUUCGACCAGCAACAAUGAUCCAAUUAAUUUAAAUGUCGAUGAUGAUUCCGAUGAAAAUAGUGAAACACCAUUUCAACGUCUUCUGCACCUUCAUACUUCAAAUUCAAAUUACAAUGAUAGAAAAAAUGCUGUUAAAUAUAUCUUAGAUGCACUUCGUCUGGUUAAUGAUGUAGAAAGUCUAUACCAAAUCUUAUCAUGUACGAAAAAAUUAGCGGACGAUAUUGUAACACAAGUUCAAAUCGAUACAUUAGAAAAAUUUAUUUUAAUUAUUGAAUAUUUAAUAUCUAACGUUGAAAAUGCUGAUUUAUUAAUAAAAGAAUAUUUAUUUCAAUCAAUAAUCCAAACAAUCGGACAUGGAAACAAUCGAAUACGUAAAGCAAGUCAAUCAGCAUUAAUUCGUUUGUUUGAAUUAGAACAAAUCAAAGCAGAUGAAAUUGAAAAUGACAUCAUUCCUGCUUUGUGUCAAUUAGAAAAAGCUUGUGAUGAUUUUAAAAACGAAUCGAUUCUUUUGAUGACCCGUUUGACUCAAUAUGUCUCAAAUGAUUUAAUAUUAAAAUAUUUUGUUCCGACGAUUGUUCAACAAUCAUCGUCAAUUGCAUUUCAAACACGAAAGACGUGUGCAACGUCUAUUGGUGAUUUAUCAACAGUUAUUCCACCAGCAGCAGUCGAUCAAUAUCUUGUUCCAUGUAUAUCCAAUUUAUGCAGUGAUCCAUUUUGGGGUGUUCGGAAAAGUUGUGCUGAAGUGAUACAUCCAUUAGCUCAAGUCUGUUCAAAAGAAUCCCGUUGGAAUAUUUUAUCUCCGUGUUUAAUCCAAUUGUUACAAGAUCAAUCGCGUUGGGUGAAAACAGCCGCUUUACGUAUACUCGGAUAUUUUAUUUCGACAUUUGCACGAACAAAUGAAAAUGAUGAACAAAUUAAUAAAGAUGAAUCGAAAUCGAAUGAUCAAAUUGAUAAUUUAUGUUCGAAUCUUCAAGAAAACGUUCAAUUAACUACGAAUGACAAGUUCAACGAUUUUAAUUAUUGGAGAGAACCACUUUUAACUGACAUCAAUUUCGAUGAAGUGAUUCGAUCGAGUUUAAGUCAAUCUUCAACAACUCGAAAACAAUCUUUACUUGAAUUAUCGAAGAAUUAUGAUCAUGAUGAUGUUAAUAGUAUUCUUCCAAUUGAAUUAUUAGAUUAUUAUACAAAUUUAGUCGAACAAUCAUAUUCAAGCGGUGUGGAAACUGAUAUUAUUCAUCAAGGUGCCCAUACAUUUCCUGCUGUUGUUUUAACGCUCACAAAUAAAAAUUGGAAUCUUAUUCGAGAUAUUCAUAAGAAGUUCGCCGAAGAUUUACAAUGGAAAGUUCGUCGAACGUUGGCGUAUUCGUUACACGCAAUUGCAGAAUUAUUAACUGUUGAACAAGUUGAAGAAGAUUUAUGUCCAAUUUUCGAAUCUUUUCUUCGUGAUGUUGAUGAAGUGAAAAUCGGAAUUCUUUCCCAUUUAGCUCAAUUCCUCAAAGUUCUUCAAAUAUCAAAACGACAAACUUAUUUAGAUAAAUUAACUUGUUUAACAUCAGUGGAUAAUCAAAGAAAUUGGAGAUUUCGAUUAGAAAGUGCAAAUCAAUUAUUUGAAUUAACACCGUUAUUUUCUUCAUCUGAUAUUGGUGAUUAUAUAAGUCCAUUAGUCUUUGCAAUGGCUGUUGAUAGAGUAGCAGAAGUUCGACAUACAGCAAUCAAAGCAUUAUCUGGUUGUUAUGCGAAAUUUAAUAUUGAAAAUGCUGAAAAUCAAUUAGAAGUAUUUCUUGAUGAUUGUCAUCGAGUAUUUGGCUCGUCACAAGAUUGGAAAUUACGUCAAUCAUAUAUUAAUCUAUGUGAAUCGAUUUAUAAAUUACAUGGAGAUACAUCAGAUCAAUAUUCAUUGAGAUUUCUCGGAACACUUUUAUCAUUAAAAGAAGAUCCAGUUGUUAAUGUUCGUCUUUCACUUGGAACAUUUGUUUAUCAAAAUCUAGUUCACAAUGAUUUUUAUAAUGGUUUAUCAGAUGAUUGGAGAAGUCAAUUAGAUGAAUGUCUUCAAAUGUUAUUAGUUGAUCGUGAUCGUGAUAUAAUAACAAUGAAGAUUCAGAUAGUUCAAUACAAAAUAAUACAAUUACGCUCGGUGAUCAAUCUUAACUUAUUCUUGUUAUUUUUCGUUUUUCUAUUCAAUGACAUAUCAUUUCAUUUCUUUGCAAAACCAUCAAACGUUUUCUUCAAACAACUCGACACAUUUCUUUGUUUCAAGAUGAGAAUUCAUCUUGCUUUUGUCUUUCGACAAGAGAAAUUUCCGUGUAACAAGUCGAAUUCAAUGUGA
This is a messenger RNA of Adineta ricciae, 2352 nucleotides long. The record is from the annotation of a GenBank genome assembly. Lineage: Eukaryota; Metazoa; Rotifera; Eurotatoria; Adinetida; Adinetidae.